This is a messenger RNA of Microthlaspi erraticum, 978 nucleotides long. The record is from the annotation of a GenBank genome assembly. Lineage: Eukaryota; Viridiplantae; Streptophyta; Magnoliopsida; Brassicales; Brassicaceae.
AUGCUUGUCGAUGGUAGACUUGUAGCAGUGAAAAAAUCCAAAGUCGUUGACGAAGACAAGUUAGAAGAGUUCAUCAAUGAAGUAGUCAUUCUCUCGCAGAUCAACCACAGAAACAUCGUCAAACUCUUAGGGUGUUGCCUUGAGACACAAGUUCCAGUUCUCGUCUACGAGUAUAUCUCCAACGGCAACCUUUUCGAAUAUCUUUAUGAGGAGUUCGAUGAUUACACGAUCACUACUUGGGAAGUGCGUCUCCGCAUUGCUAUAAAUGUUGCAGGAGCUCUUUCAUACUUGCACUCGGCCGCAUCAUCUCCGAUAUAUCAUAGAGACGUCAAGUCCACAAACAUAAUGCUGGAUGAGAAAUAUGGAGCCAAAGUAUCUGAUUUCGGUACUUCAAGAACAGUCACGGUGGAUCAUACCCAUCUCACAACAGUGGUUUCUGGUACCGUUGGAUAUAUGGAUCCAGAGUACUUCCAGUCUAGCCAAUUCACAGACAAGAGUGAUGUUUACAGCUUUGGAGUGGUGCUCGUGGAGCUUAUUACCGGAGAAAAACCAGUUUCUUUCUUGCGGUCUCAAGAAAACAGGACACUGGCGACUUAUUUCACUCAUGUAAUGAAAGAGAACAAACUCUUUGACGUUAUUGAUGCACGGAUCAGAGAUGGCUGCAAGAUGAAUCAAGUCACUCCAGCAGGGAAAAUUGCAAGGAAGUGUUUGAAUAUGAAAGGGAGAAAACGACCAAGCAUGAGAGAAGUGUCCAUGGAGUUGGAAAAGAUUCGCACGUCUUCUGAAGAUAUUCAGCCACAUGAUGAGUAUAUUAGCGACAACGAUGAAGACAAUGAACAACGAGUCAUGGACGUUGACAUUGGAGUAGAAACAUUGAAAAAAGAGUUUGUUACCGCUCCAGCUUCUCAAUACAACGUCGCUUCAUCGUCUUUGUCAUCGUCCGAUAUUGAACCUUUGUUUCCUCUUCAAACACGGUAG